UCCAUUGUCAAGUCAUGUCAGUGUCAAAUAAACGGUCCCAUCGGUCGAGUCAACAUUGCUUGUUUUUAAGUUUUGUUCCGUAGUUUUAUUCCUCGCGAUUCACGCAAAUGACCUUUUUCAUAAUAAGGUGAUCACUUAGAAUCAAUUUGGUUUCAAAUAUGAGCUUUACAUCUACAAUCACUCAGUUUUAGACCAUUGGAGCAUCUGGUUUGUGUUAUGAAGAACAGAGGAUAGUGCUAAUGUGUGAAACUGUGAACCAGUGAACAGAUGAUUUACAUCCAUAUGUUUCGAUUUUCAAGACAAUUUUUCUCCGAGCUUAUCAAUAUAAACGGUGCAACGACUUAGUCGAUUGGGGUUUUAAUGAUACGAAGAAGAGGAAUAAAAGUUAUUCAGAUGAAUAAAAAUGUCAACAGAAGGAAGCGGCGAGACCCCCUCCGUAGUGCCAAGUUUACCGGGAGCACCGGAGCAAACUUACUUAUUUCCCAAAACGAAAGGACAUUCGAGAUCAGUCAGUCAUGGCGGGACACCGAUGCUGGCAGGCAAUCCCACGGCGGCGCGUCCACUCAAGUCUGCCUUACGAGGACACCAACGGGCACUAUCGCACGGCCAAAUCGUGGAAGGUGCUCGGUCAUCCUCAGGACCAGGUCACAGCCGCACCGGUAGUCGAACUGAUUUCAUUCUCCCUCCAGGCCAUCGAGAUCAGGCACCAGCAAGUGCCUUGCCACGGCUGAGCUCAGUAAGGGCCCACUCUCGCCAAGCUUCACGUUCAGACUCCAUUUACACUAUUCGUCGGAACUCAUCAGUCGGAGUAUGGCACCGUACACUAACUUGGUUUCUGAGGAGGCAACCCCCCUCUGUGGACAAUCGAAUGCUAAUUGUAACUCCUAACCACAUAGUUCCCGAAAAAACCCCUCUAAAGGAACACCCAAAUGGACACAGAUGUGACAAUCAAAUCAGGACUACAAAAUACACAUUGUUGUCUUUUUUACCAAAGAACUUAUUUGAGCAGUUUCAUCGGAUUGCAAAUGUGUACUUUAUAUUCAUAGUGUUAUUAAAUUGGGUGCCUCAGAUCAGUGCAUUUGGCAAGGAGAUUGCCAUGAUGCCUGUGUUGUUUGUGCUCACAGUCACUGCCAUCAAGGAUCUCUUUGAGGACCGAAGAAGACACCUUUCUGACAAACGAAUUAACAACUCCUUCUGCAGAGUCUACAAAAAAUCGACAGAAAGAUACAUGAAAGUGAAAUGGCGGGACGUUCGCGUGGGAGACAUUAUUCACCUGUCGAACAACGAAGCAGUGCCGGCUGACAUGGUGUUGCUACACACUUCCAAUCCGGUGGGAAUCUGCUACCUGGACACUUGCAAUCUGGACGGGGAGACCAAUCUGAAGCAAAGGGUAGUCGUGCCCGCUCUCAAGCAAUUUCAUAAUCAAUUCAAUCCCGCCAAAUUUAUUAGUUUAGUAGAGGUAGACCGACCAUCAACAAAAAUUUACCGGUUCACGGGCACGAUAUCAAACCCAAACGGAUCUAGAAUUCCACUCGACUCGGAUAAUUUACUUUUAAGAGAAUGCACCAUCAAAAAUACCGAUUUCGUAGAAGGAAUCGUCGUGUACGCUGGCCACGAAACCAAAGCCAUGCUCAACAAUGGAGGCCCUCGAUAUAAAUGUUCCAGUUUAGAGAAAAAAAUGAACACUGACGUCAUUUGGUGCAUCUUAGUUCUUUUGUUUUUGUGCUGCACCGGAGCCGUCGGUUGCAAGUUAUGGCUGGACGGGUACUAUAAACAGUAUGACGCUAAAACCUACGAGAACAUACCAUUCUUGCCGAUAUCCGAGAAACCUACGUACGAGGGCUUGAUUAUAUUUUGGACUUACAUUAUAAUACUCCAAGUGAUGAUACCGGUUUCUUUAUACGUGACGAUAGAGAUGGCUAAACUUCUGCAAGUGUACCAUAUACACCAAGACGUGGAGAUGUUUGAUCCGGAAACGAAUAGGAGAAUUGAAUGUCGAGCGUUGAAUAUAACAGAGGAGUUGGGACAGAUCCAGUACGUGUUUAGUGACAAGACGGGCACUUUGACAGAGAACAAGAUGGUGUUCAGAAGGUGCUGCGUGGGCGGGGUGGACUACGACCACCCGCCCGGGCCGCCGGCCGAACCCGCAUCCGACCUGCCGCCCAUCGUACAACCCAUUACAAACGUGUCACCGAAUACAAGAUUGCUACAGCAUUUGACGGACAAUAAUGACAAUCAGCAUACACAAAAGGUACGCGAGUUCAUGCUGAUCUUAGCGGUGUGUAAUACCGUGAUGGUGAACCAGCCCCACUUCGACCCCACGCAGCUCAGCGCCUCAAACUCCACCACCGACCAGUUCAACGACAAACCGGCCAAGCCUAAUGGCACGAUGCGAUCCAACGAUAAGUAUGCCCGCCUAGCGGAGUCUCGGUCGACGACGCCAUCACCGCCGCCUUCGACAGCUUCCCCGCUCCGUAUCCGACUUCCACGACUACGCCGCGACCGUGACGACAACAGCAGCGCCUCCACCAAUGACGUGCAGAUGGCACGCUACGAAGCAGAAAGUCCUGAUGAGCUGGCAUUGGCAGAAGCUGCGCUGGCGUACGGCUACGAACUGCGCUCGCGCACGCCCGAAGACGUCGAAGUGGCCAUUCGUGGAGAAAUAACUACUAUCAAAGUCCUUAGGGUGCAGCAGUUUGAUGCCAAUAGGAAAUGCAUGUCGGUGGCGUUGCGGUUGCCUAACGAUCAGGUCGUGUUAUACGUGAAGGGUGCAGAUUCCACCGUCUUGAACGCUCUCGCGCCAACGCGCGCCGGUUCAGCGGAGGCGGCCGCUUUAGAGAGAACCCGCUCGCUUAUCACGGAGUAUUCACACGCGGGUCUACGAUCACUGGUCAUGGCCAAGCGAGCGAUGCAACCAGCGUUAUGGGAAGAGUGGCUAGCUGGACACAACCGUGCUUUGGAGAUCGGAGAAGGUCGCGAGAAGAGAAUACGGGACUCGCUCGCUCGGCUGGAAAGCGCUUUAACGCUAGUCGGUGCGACGGGCGUCGAAGAUAAACUCCAGGAAGCCGUGCCAAGAACCAUCCGCGCCUUGUUGGACGCCGGCAUCAUCGUGUGGGUGCUGACCGGGGACAAACCCGAGACCGCCAUCAACAUCGCCUACUCCGCCGCGCUGUUCUCGCAGAACGAUCGAUUGCUGCAUCUCAUAUCUAGAAAUAAGGAGCACGCGGAGUCGACCAUCAAAAGCUACCUGGAAGCGAACCUGAGCGACUCGGUCGGCGGGCGCGCGCUCGUGGUGGACGGCCGCACGCUCACCUACAUCCUGGACCGGCGCUCCGGGCUCGUGGCGCCCUUCCUGUCGCUCGCCAGGAGGUGCUCCGCCGUGCUGUGCUGCCGGGCCACGCCGCUGCAGAAGGCGUACAUCGUGAAGGCAGUAAAGGAAGAAUUGAGCGUGACCACAUUGGCGAUAGGCGACGGCGCGAACGAUGUGUCGAUGAUACAAACAGCUGAUGUGGGAGUCGGUCUGUCAGGUCAAGAAGGUCGUCAAGCGGUAAUGGCGUCAGACUUUGCGUUGUCGCGGUUCAAGUUCAUAGAGCGACUGCUACUCGUGCACGGCCAUUGGUGCUAUGACCGCCUCGCCAGGAUGAUACUAUACUUCUUCUUGAAGAAUGCCACAUUUGUGUUCCUCGUGUUCUGGUUCCAAUUCUACUGCGGUUUCUCUGCCAACGUGAUGAUCGACCAGAUACACCUAAUGUCUUAUAAUCUCAUGUUCACCGCAUGGCCGCCGAUCGUCAUAGGCGCAUACGACCGCAUAGCCCCGGCGUCCCUCCUCACGGAGCGGCCCGGCCUGUACGGCGCGUGCCGCCGCGGCCUCACGUACAAGGCGCACACGUUCUGGCUGGUGCUGGCCGAGUGCGUCUACAUGAGCGUGGUGAUCUUCUUCACGGCCGCGGCGGCCUACGGCGGCACCGACGUCGACCUCUGGGAGUUCGGCACCUGCACCAUGACCGCUUGUCUCACCAUCAUGCUGCUCUACGUCGCAAUCGAGACGAGGAGUUGGACGGUGAUCCACGUGGUGGCUCUAAGCGGGUCAUUGCUGGCAUUCUUCGUGCUGACGCUGAUCUUCCAGAGCCUCUGCGUGGUCUGCUUCAACCUGCCUUCCACGUUCAGGGUGAUGCAGCACGCCAUACAGAGCCCGGUGUACUGGCUCGUCGUCAUCAUCACGGCUGUCGCGGCCUUGGCGCCGAGACUGGCGUACCACGCGAUCCGCAACAGCACCCGGCCCGGGUCGCUGGGGCGCGCGGUGAUCUCCCGGCGCCGCCGCAAGCGCUCGCGGCUGCCGUACGCGGCCCACUAUCGCAGCUCCGCCAGCGCCGCGCACGUCUACAGAUCGACGGACUCUGACGGUCUGCAGAAACCACCGGCGGAGGUAGCCGCGAUCACGUGACCGCUGCUCAUUACCCCCACUCGUAUGUUAAACUAGGCUGUGAUCUGUCUUAGAACUAUAUUCUAAUGUUAUUGUGCUUUCCUACCACUAGAGGGACCAAUGACUCGUGCCGGAGUCGGUGUGAGCCGAAACUAUAUGUAAGUUUGUAGUGAAUUGAAUCUGUCGCUUGUAAGUGAGCGUCGAUCUAACUAGAUCGCUUGUAAGUUUGUGGCGACCUAAUUCAUUCGCUUGUAAGUGAGCGUCAAUCUAACUAGAUCGAUUGUAAGUGAGCGUCGAUGUAACUAGAUCGCUUGUAAGUGAGCGUCGAUCUAACUAGAUCGCCUGUAAGUUUGUAGCGACCUACUUCGUUCGCUUGUAAGUUUGCGGCGAUCUUAUUAGAACGCUUAUAAGUUUGUGGCGAUCUUAUUAAGACGCUUGUAAGUUUGUGGCGAUCUUAUUAAGACGCUUGUAAGUUUGUGGCGAGCUAUUGCGACCGUGCGAUUCCGCACCUUGCGUGUUUUAAUAUCUUAACUUCGUAAAAUAUUAGCAUUUAACUCGUGUCAAAUCUUCUUACGAAAAUGUACAUUUCUGAAUGGUGUAUAUCAGCUAUUGAAGCGGCGGCUAAAAAUGCUUCAAACUUAGUAAUUUUACUGCGCGUUGCCCCACAACCAUCAAAAUAAGGCUAUAUUAUUGAAUUUUGUCAUGUAUCUUAUGACUAGAAAAUAAUUAUGGUGAAUUUUACGCUCGUAGUAUUAUUCUGACAGAUGUCGAGAGUAUUAUCUAAAUGUACAGUCUUUUUCCCCGUUGGAUCAUAUUUUCGCUAUUUUUUCAAUCUAGUCUUUGGGUUAAGGACAUGAAAUUGCAUAUUGCAGUAUUAAGAUCUACCGGCCCGUCGAUUUUUAAGUCUAAUCAGUAUUUAAAUGAACGCGAGAAAUACUCGAGAUUUUUUGCUUCAGGGUUUUUACUUCCAAAGCCGCUAGAUGUCGUCGAACUAAAAAGGACGCUAUUUUAGUCAUUUUAAAUGUCACUUUGACUUAAUUGUUUGUAAUGUUACAAUUCUUUAGUGAGGAUGUCAUGCACACUUUGGUAGUUUAAGACCUAUAUUGAUCGGGAACUGUUGUUAAAAAUUAAGGAAUAUUAAGCUUACUUUUGUAUUGGCAAUCAAUGUGGUUCAAAGUGAACAGAGGCAAACUAGACUCGUAGAUAAAAAAAAUCAUUAAUAGAUUUAUGAAUAUCAGAUUAGAAAUUAAAAUUGCGUUUCGAUUCGAUAACUAGUUAUUACCACUUAAACAGGGUUGCUUUUUUAGCAGUAUCUACAAAAUGAGAUAACUUCAGUACUUGGGACAAUAAUUUUUCAUAGAAAUUCAUUAAAUCGCAUCAGCUGAUCACUCAAUAAUAUUUUUUUCGCUCCAAAUUCUUAAAAAAAUUGAUAGUUUUGAUUAUCUUAAUUCAGAAAAUUUGGAUACUGUUGAAGACACAUCCCUAUAUUUCUUGACAUGUUGUAUUGAAUACAAACCAUUAUAAAUAUGUGAACAAACAUAAAACAGACAAAUAGCUACAACAUUAAAAUUAAUUUUUCAGAUAUACAAAGACUUAUAUCACAUAGAUGUCGUGCUAGCAACCUAGUGAUUGUGAAAGAAGUUUCAAUUUAUUUGUACUUAUAACUUCGCUAUUUACGACACUAAAUUAAGGUUUUAUAUUAGUACAUUUAUAUGCCUCUACGUAGAAUUCCGGAAAAAACACCAUCAGAAUCGACCAAAAUCAAAAGAAAUAGUGGAGAUUUAAAAUCAUUUUUUAAAUCAUCCCGGUUUUAAGUAGAGACAUACUUGUGUACGAUAUAGUUUGUAUGUAGACUGUGUGAUGUGUUGGCUUCCUUCGAACGUGUAACGUAGAUGUGUAUUAUAACGACCUGCCUUGCCCGAGACUGCGUGAGUGGACACCCUACAUCGAACGCGCACCCGCCACCAUUGUGUCAAAUCUGUUUAAAAAUAAAUGAACCAUUAUGGUGUCGAUAGAGUUUCACUGGAAUAGUAUUUGAAACUUGAUUUUUGAUAGAAACUAUAGGCACACUUACCUAUAUUACAUUGCAAUUUGACAGUUAUUGUCUAUACUCAGAGCGUGAUGCGCAUCACGCUCUGAGUAUAGAUAAUAUCAAUCAAAAACAUAUUUUUUGUUUAAAUUAGUAGUUAAAUGUGCAGUUUUUUAAAGGACUUAAAUUAUUCCAUUAGUAAAGUAUUAAUAACAUUGGUAUGCAUAUCGUUUUACGAACGGAUCAGUUCAUUUUUGGGCGCGUGUUUGAUCAAGAAAAUUAUCAAAAACGUGAUGUUGAUUUCAUAGAAGAUGGCACUCGUGCAUCUCAAGUUAUUAAAUAUGAUAGUUUAUAGAGGCAGUAGUAUUAUCUUGAUAUAGGCUCGCGGAACCGAAGUGCCUUGUGGCGGUGGCGGCGCGUGCGCAGGUGUCCGCUUCACCAAAUGAUUCCUAAAAGAUUUUACUAUUUUACUAUUGUUUGUACAUAAAUACAAAUUAUAUAUUUCUAUAUAAACGACGAUUGUUACAUGUACAGUAGGCUAUUUUCGUAUAAAACAAAUCUUUGUGUAAAUAAUUUGUAUGUUCUAAGACUGUUGUUCAUUUUAGAGCUUUUAAUUUGUUCAGUUAAUUUAAAUUUGUAGGAUAUUGUGAUAUAACAUGUAUUUUCCAGUCAUUUUAAUCUAUGCUGGCUUCUGGCGCAACAUGUUUAUAAUAUCUUUAAAUUUCUUGCCAUAUUUAAAUCGGGAUGUAGUGAUUAACAUUUUUUAGUACAAGUAUUUAUAUUUAAGCUGUUUUUUAAAACUUCUUACUGAUGCAUAAUUUUUUUAAGAAUCAGAAUUUAGCAAACAUAAUAAUUUGCUCCCUUAUUAGUAUUUUCUAAUAACUUCUGAAUUCAUGAGAAUAAAGUGAUUAUUUUAAUCCGGAGAUCCUACUGAAUAGGUCCUUUUAAUUUCAAGCAGUAACUUCUAAUUUUAACAAAGGAGUUAAAGAAAUCUACUUAUUUAUCGAUAAACGCAUUGAACAAUUAUUGUUGACGAUUAAUGCUUACACCUUAUUAUUAUUAGAACAAAAUACAUGAAAGGAAAUCAAUUGGUUAUGUUGAGGACGGAGAUAAUUUUUUCCCAAUGGUGUCGCUAACAACUCCGUCAAUUUCUAUCAUCCUGCGUAAGCCCCAACAAAUUAUUUAAAUUUCUAAUAUGCCAAUUAAAUUAGAAAAUUUUGUGACAAAAAGAAAAAGACAAAAACAAUUUCUAUGAAGACAAGAGCGGUGUUGUUAAGCGAAGGCCGAAGCAUAGGCAACCGUAUAUCGUAUAUUAUUCUGCCAAUAAGAAAUACAGAAUAAGAGUUUUAUUUGCUUAGUUUAUUACUGACAUUUAUUUUUCGUAUUAAAAUGAAAAAUAAAUAUAUAGAUUCACAACGCAACUGCUGUUCUGUUAAAUUGCCCUAAGGAAUGUCUUGAAUGAAAGUGGUUUAUUUAUACUAAAAUAUGCAUUUAUGUUUUGUGAUAUUGCACUUGUUCUGUACUUGAUAAGUUCGGUGACCCGGACUCGGCAAUGACUAGAAAAUACAUUACCAUAAAUAUUACGUGUUGUUUUAUAAUAAUAACAAAAUAUUUAAUUUCAUUA
Amyelois transitella is the source of this 8076-nucleotide messenger RNA. RefSeq names its product phospholipid-transporting ATPase VA. Gene Ontology annotation, biological process: phospholipid translocation. The transcript is spliced from 16 exons. Bases 404 to 4444 code for a protein of 1346 amino acids. Gene Ontology annotation, cellular component: plasma membrane. The record is from RefSeq and is a predicted model, not a curated record. NCBI's taxonomy places the organism in Eukaryota, Metazoa, Arthropoda, Insecta, Lepidoptera, Pyralidae. Gene Ontology annotation, molecular function: ATP hydrolysis activity; magnesium ion binding; ATP binding.